Molecule: messenger RNA, 1885 nt
Organism: Lactuca sativa (garden lettuce)
Lineage: Eukaryota; Viridiplantae; Streptophyta; Magnoliopsida; Asterales; Asteraceae
Product: glutathione gamma-glutamylcysteinyltransferase 1
Biological process (GO): response to metal ion; detoxification of copper ion; phytochelatin biosynthetic process
Molecular function (GO): metal ion binding; glutathione gamma-glutamylcysteinyltransferase activity
Source: RefSeq, a predicted model, not a curated record
UGGAUUCCUAUCUUUCGUAAGGCAUUUUAGCCUCCUUUUUGAAACCGUUAAACUUACGCGGGUUUUGUUACGAUUGUCGAAAUACACUCGGUUCUCUACAAACCCUAGAAAUCAACGACUGAUCUUGACAUUGUCGUCUGAUGGCUAUGGCAGGUUUGUAUAGGAGAAUUCUUCCAUCACCUCCUGCUAUUGAUUUCGCUUCUCCCGAAGGGAAGCAAUUGUUCAUAGAAGCUAUACAAGGUGGAACCAUGGAAGGCUUUUUUAAGUUAAUCUCUUACUUUCAGACACAAUCAGAACCUGCAUAUUGUGGAUUAGCUACCCUAGCUAUGGUCUUGAAUGCACUAUCUAUUGAUCCAGGAAGAAAAUGGAAAGGUCCUUGGAGAUGGUUUGAUGAGUCUAUGCUGGAUUGCUGUGAGCCUCUGGAAAAGGUUAAAGCUGAAGGCAUUUCUUUUGGGAAAGUUGUAUGUUUGGCUCAUUGUUCUGGAGCCAAAGUUGAAGCUUUUCGCACAAAUCAAAGCAAUAUUGAUGACUUUCGCAAGCAUGUAAUCUCAUGUUCCACUUCUGAUGAUUGUCAUUUGAUCUCAUCGUACAACAGAGGGACUUUUAAACAGACAGGUAGUGGGCACUUUUCACCAAUUGGUGGUUAUCAUGCAGGAAGGGACAUGGUGUUAGUUUUGGAUGUUGCUCGUUUUAAGUAUCCUCCUCAUUGGGUCCCACUAACACUCCUAUGGGAAGCCAUGGAUACCAUCGAUGACUCAAGUGGAUUUCGUAGAGGAUUCAUGCUCAUAUCCAGGCUUCAUCGAUCACCAGCACUUCUGUACACCCUGAGCUGUAAGCAUGAGAGCUGGAUCAAGAUUGCUGAGUAUUUGGUUGAAGAUGUUCCAAAAUUGUUAAGUUGUAAGGAUGUGAAAGAUGUGAAAGAUGUUCUUGCAAUUGUUUUCAAUUCUCUCCCAUCAAAGUUUCUUGAAUUCAUCAAGUGGGUUGCUGAAGUUAGGAGAAGAGAAGAUGCUGGUCAAACCCUAAGUCCAGAAGAAAAAGAAAGACUUGGUGUUAAGGAAGAGAUCUUGAAACAAGUACAAGAGAUUCGUCUACAUAAACACGUAACAGAUUUUCUGUUAACUGGGAAAUCAAGAGAGAAAGAGUCUCCAUGUUUACGUAAAGAAUCCUGUUUGACUGAUAUUGCAGAUAGUCUGUGUUGUCAGGGUGCAGUGUUUCUAGAAGGAAACAGUAAUGGAUUUUGUUGUCAGAAAACAUGUGUAAAAAGCAAUGGAGAUGUACAAGUGGAUGUGCUUGUUCCUUCAUCUUUAGAAAUGCACCCUGCAACUAAUGAUGUCCUCACUGUGCUUUUACUGGCAUUGCCACCACAAACAUGGUUUGGGAUCAAACAUGAGAAGCUUCUGCAGGACAUAAGUAGCCUUGUUUCAAUAGAUAGUCUUCCUACUCUGCUUCAAGAAGAGAUUAUGCAUUUGCGUGGUCAACUCUAUAUUCUCAAGCGAUGCAAAGAUGAAGAAACAGAGGAAGAUUUCGGUGCGCCACUCAUUUAACUUACUUUAGAAGGUCAGAUUGGGCUUUUUGCAGAACCAGAUUCAACAAAAGUUGAAAAGGUCAGAUAUUUGAUAACUAAAAAAGGAUACAAGUUGGGUCUCAUCAAAAUUGUAUUUUAAUAUUAUAAUUUUUUUUUUCAAAAAUAUUUGAUUAUUAUUAUUAUAGUUUAUUAAACUAAAAAAAAUAAUAGUUGUUGAUGUGCCAAUGUGAUCGUAUACAUAAAAUUUAACUGUUGGGUUUGGAACACAAAUAAAUUGUAACCUAUGGAAUGCCUAUAUAUGAUAUGAUGGUAACUAUUAUUUGUAAAUAUUAUAGUGUUUUGGUCCUAGAUAUCAAAUAA